Cornus florida is the source of this 934-nucleotide messenger RNA. RefSeq names its product peroxisomal (S)-2-hydroxyacid oxidase GLO4-like. Gene Ontology annotation, molecular function: oxidoreductase activity. Bases 323 to 796 code for a protein of 157 amino acids. The transcript is spliced from 5 exons. NCBI's taxonomy places the organism in Eukaryota, Viridiplantae, Streptophyta, Magnoliopsida, Cornales, Cornaceae. The record is from RefSeq and is a predicted model, not a curated record.
UCGUUCUCAACUCUGAAGUUGCCCUCUCUGUCUCUGUAACUGCAAGCUACAAAAUCUACAAGAAUCAGAAGUUCAAAACCCAUAUACUUUAGUUUAUCUAUCUGUCUGCUAGAAUCAAAAGUUCAAAACCUAUUACCUAUAUCAAAACCCAUAUCCGCCGAUUUCUCACCUUCAACAUCUCUCGCGCUCUCCAUCACUGGAUCAAUGGCAACAGAAGUGGUCAAUGUAAAUGAGUUCCAAGAACUGGCAAGGCAAGCCCUCCCAAAACUGUACUAUGACUUCUACUCUGGGGGAGCUUAAGAUCAGCACACACUAAGGGAGAAUGUGGAAGCAUUUCGUAGAAUCACGUUAUGUGUUAAGCUUACACUUAUUAUUCUUGUUAUUGAACAGGGUCGACGUUUUAACAUCAUCUUUGUAUUACAUUUCAGUAUUCGGCGUAGAUGUGAGCAGAAUUGAUACAUCAACCACUAUAUUAGGUUACAACACUUCGGCACCCAUUAUGAUUGCUCCAACUUCUAUGCAUAAGUUGGCACACCCUGAAGGAGAGGUUGCGACAGCCAAAGCAGCAGCUUCUUGUAACACCAUAAUGGCAUUGUCCUUUUCCUCUACCUGCACUGUGGAGGAGGUUGCUGCCAGCUGCAAUGCUGUUCGCUUCUUUCAGUUAUAUGUGUACAAAAGACGCGACGUGCCAGCUGUGUUAGUGCAGAGAGCCGAACAAAAUGGUUCUAAGGCCAUUAUUCUUACUGUUGAUACUCCUGGACUUGGUCGAAGGGAGGCAGACAUAAAAAACAAGUGAAUUUUUAUUUCCUUUUUCUUUUGUAGUUUCCACUACUAGAGCAAUGGCCUUCACAUAUUGGAGUAGAUACUCUACCUAACUUGGAAAACAGUACUUAAAUUUAGUAUUUAAUAUUACAAGGACCCUUUCUCUUGUUUA